GUUUUAAGGUCAAUAACGAUGAACUAGUCAAACGUUGAGCAUGUACUUUUGUCACCACCAUAUGUUUAGUAGAUUUCUAUGGGUUGUCUCGGGCGAACAUUAGAAUGUGGUUUUGGAGCGUAUCCGUGCUUCUUGUGUUGUGUAAAAAAUUCUAGAGAAUCGACCACAACACGACUUACUUACACACUUAUUCUUGUGUUUAUUACAUUUAUAUCAAUUGCAUCUCAUGAGGGUGGAGUUUUAAGUUCGCUGUAUCUCAGACAUAGAGACAAUUUUGAGCGGUUUUGCUCUCAGAUUGGAGCUGGUGAAGGAUGUUACAGAAUUAUAGGAUAUAUUGGGGUUUAUCGUAUAUGUCUUUCUCUCUUCACUUUUCAUACCUUGAUGACAUUUCUUACCAUCGCAGUCUCUUCCAGUCAGACGUUCAGGGGAAAAAUUCAUAAUGGGUACUGGUUGUGGAAAUUAUUCUUUAUUGUCAGUGUGUGGAUAACUGCUUACUUUUUCUCAUACUUGGAAACUCUCACCAGAGUGUGGAUGAUUAUGGGAAUCGUUGGUGGGAUUUUAUUUGUCUAUGUACAACACAUAACGCUUAUCGACUUUGCUUAUGAAAUAAAUGGAAAUUGGCAUAAUAAAUCGAAAACUUCAAUUUUUUAUACAUUGGCUAUAUAUAUUGCUACCUUGUCACUGUAUGCUGUAGCUAUUUGUGCUUAUACUGCCUUUGUACUCUUCUACGGUUUACCUCGUCAAUGUACAUUAAAUCUAACUGUCACUGGUAUUAACGCAGGUCUUACAUUACUAUUUGCUAUAUGCUCUGCAUUUUCUACCAUAUUAAGAAAAGGUCAAAUGUGGUUACCAGGUGCAAUCACAUCUGCAUUUGUCGCUUUUCUAACAUGGUCAGCUUUAGGCAGUCAACCAAGAAUUUUAUCGUCGAAUUUUCCGUGGCAAAAACAAACAGUGAAAAAGAUGAACGAUGUACAACAGCAAGAGCGAAAUUUUACUAUUCAUCCGCUAGUUGUUGUUGCAGAUCAGUUGAAUCGUUUAUUAUCUGAUCAAUUCACUCAAACCACUAAUCAAGUCAAAACAUCACCAAUAUUGACAUCUGAAUCGAAACCAAAUAUUACUGACUCAAUUGUUUUAAUUAAUGAAUGCCUACCUGGUGGUGUGAAUAAAAUCAGUGAACACUUAGGCAAAGAUAUUGUUACAUUGUUAGGAAUAACAGUUGUGAUCAGUGGAUUUGUAUAUUCAAGUUUGUUCAAUUACUGAUCAGUACGUAUAUGAACUGACCUAAUAAUAGUUCUUGAAAAAUUCCUACAAUAUUAUGGACUGUAAAUGAAGAUAACUCAUUGGAGAAGACAGUUUCAUUGUGGUACAAAGUCGGGACUAUUGUCAACUUGCAAUCUUUGUGGAAACAUCUACAUUUGAUAUCUCUUGAGCUUUUCAUCAGUAAUUCACUAUUUCGAUGAUUAAUAAUUAAAUGGAUUCAGAAAAAUUGUCUUUGGUUGCUAUCGUAACAAAAUGUUUGUUUUGGUGAGAUACAGAAAACUCCUCGAAAAAAGCCAAAAAAGGCUUUGGAAACGCUGAGAAGUAUCUUAUCUUAGAUGUUUUGCGCGAAACAUCUAGAAAGUGAGUCGUCACAUGUCGAGUUCUUCAUUGGGUUAUUACCUAUGUUGCUACAAUGUUUAGUAGCGUUUCAGAACUUUCCGGAAACCCAAGGCCAUCGAAAAUACUAUGAGGCCCUGGAUUUUCUGUGCAUAAACGAACAUUGGAAUGAAGCAUUUCUUCCAUAUUUCACGCCUUUUCUCUCGUGUUCAAGUCGCUGUGUAGAUUUAGUCUGGGGGUUACUAGAAGAGCUUGUGAACCAAAUCUAGCGUUCAAUUAGAACACUUAUCAGGGGCGUCGGGGAAAACCACAAUGAACAUUUCUUUGGAGCAACUAGAUGCCUAUACGAAGCAUCAAGAGAAGCGGUUUGGACAGUCACAAAUCAGAAUCAUGAAAGCCCUUAUGCAGAAAAUGUGCUUGUCCCAGCAAAAUCCAGCUUCUGUUUCCGUGCAUCUAUGCAAGCAAGACGUUUAGGUAUUCGAACACGAAGAGAGCGUUUGAAAGCCGUCCUACCACCUAUUCACGAAAAUAGCCAAUUUAAUCAAUCUCCCUUACAAUCUUCCAAUAAUAACAAACCUAACCAGUCUUCCAAUCCAGUUGUAACCAAUGACUUGAAUAAAUCUCCAAUACGUUUUAUGAAUUAUAAAGAUGUAAAACGACAAGAGCAUGGUAAGUGAAUUGAUUGUAAUAAGUUAUUUUUGUGAAUUACUCGUAAAAAUAUAUUUUACAAUAAGUGACGCAUUUUUAUUGUUUGCAUAUACCUGAUUUACACAUGAUCAAACUUUAACACAUAAAUUUAAAUUCUUUUUACCAACAGUAAACUUCCACUUUAGAGCGAUUAGUUAGUUGAUUUUUGAAGCCUACACGAACUUCUUCAGUUGGUCUAGAUAAAUCUGAACGUGUUUGACAAUCAGUAGUAACGAUUGAUUGUGAAAGCAUAAUUUCUUGAUGAAUAUGUUCGAUCAUCUGAUAUUUAACAGUGACCUUUCUUGACAUUUACAUUAAUUUCGGUCAUGGAGCAUUCGCAGUGGAUAUUACGUCAAAAAAACUGGUCAUCUGAUGCUUUCAUCAUUAUUACAUUAAAUCUACUUGCUGACGCUGUGGCUGAUUUACCUAAUCCAAAGGUUUUCCGUAGACCUUCAGCACGUCAACCUCGAUUAAAUUUACAAACUCUUAAUACAUCAGAUGUAAUAUCUCAGAACAUAGGGAAUAAUGUAGGCAAUUGCGGUGUAAAAAAUACAAAGAAUAAAUUAUCCUCAUCUCAUAAUAAUGAUGUCACUGACAACAAUCACAAUGUUACUACUACUGCUACUCCUACUACAACUACUGGUAAAUCUACUUUACGCUUAUCAUCCUCUGAACCGGAUUUGACAAUUACUAUGAGAAAUUAUUCACGUCAACGUGGUGAUAUACGUGAUUUAGAUUGGUCAAUAAUUAAUAAUGAUGGUAAUAAAAAUAAUAAAUCAUCAAAGCACAAAACUGAUAAACGAUCCCGUGAACAUUCAUUAACUUCAUUGAAUCAUCGAAUUGGUUAUUUACGUCAUAAAAAACUGAAACAAUCUAAAAGUCAAUUGAAAUCAACAAAUGUUUUAAAUGACAGUAAAAUUAAUGAUAUACACGGUAAUAAUAGUUUGUUAACUUUUGGUGAAGGUGAAGAUAAUGAUAAUUCAAUAUUGAAAGAAACAAAACCUUCUUCUAAACUUCAUUUUCGGAAAAAAAUUAAAAAAACAUGGCGUGGAACAUGUCGUUUAAAUUCACAUGAAAAACGAAUUGUUAAUGAUUUAUACUUAUUUAGUGCUGAUAAUCUCCCUGAAAAAGUUGGUUUCCUUGGAACUAUGCUAAAUACUGCUGCACCGCGUGAUGGUUAUACGACUUAUAAUGAAGCGAUUGCUUCAGUUUACUCUUAUCCUUGGUUUCAUUUCAUUUAUGCCUUGGCCACUUUAUAUUUAAUGACUCAAUUGACUAAUUGGUACAAGUAAGUUUACCCUUUUAUUCAUUAUUUUACGUUUGCGUUUUGAUAAAUGAGAGUGUGACUGUUUAAACCUGUACUAGUAACAUGGCUCAGCCUAUUUUAAUUCACCGAGGAUAAUUAGGAUUUUAUUAAUCAAAUUUCAUGUUGUGUUUUAGUAUUCAGAUGUUAGACAUUAAAAACACGAAGUUCAGCUAAGGGAUCUCUUUACAACGGGUUUAUUAUCAAACUGAGGACAUAUGAGGAAUAAAUUAACACGAUGAUGUAAUAGAAAGGCUAUAAUUCUAGAUUGUAUAGUGUAGAUAAUAACAAUAAAAGAUCGUGUAUGUAGAAAUUAAAAGCCUUGUAAAAGUAAUAAGUUGACAAUGGAUUAUUAUGUGAAUGGAAUAAAGUAAUUAAAUUGUUUUUGUUGCAAUAAUUAAAGGUAAUAGAAGAUUUAAAGGAACUGAAGUGAUAUCAAAAACAGUUAUGAAUAAAAUCAUGGUGAUAUUUUCAAAUGCGAAAUAAAACAGUGACAAUAAUCUUAGUUUAAGACAAUAGUAAAGAUAAGGAUAAGACGUAUUCCAUUUUUACACACAGUUCUGGCUUCAUUUCAUGAAUGGCAAUUACUGUGGAUGGUUUAAGAAGAUGAGUACAAAGAAAUCUAGGGAGAUUUGGACGAAUUGUAUAAACAACUUUAAAAUCAAUCUGUGAAUCAGUUGAGUGGUUGGCAUCGAUUGAAUCUACAGGACUGAAACUUCUAACUGCUUUCCUCUCAUCCUUGUAAAACCAUACUGGAACAUGCCCUCGUAUCCGAGUUGUAAGCAGGCUCUGGCUACAACCUAUAUACGUCACGCCAUAAGAGCAGGUGAACUGGUAGAUGCACAUAGAGGCGACCAAAAGAGAAAGCUUAUCCUUUGGGGAGAUGGAAAUCCAGGUUAUACUUCUCUAUGAAGCUGCUUGGAUAACCGUUCGCAGAUAUUAUGCAAUUAAUAUUACAAGUCGUGUUGAAAGAUUUCAACUUAAAAUCAGGCUAAUCAUGAACAAUUAACGUAGAUUUCCUGAAUUCGACAGAUCAUAUGGAAUACUGGAAUGAUAUUUGUCGAUGUCUAAAGCAAUUAAAACUACGGAAAACUGAGCAAGCUGUUAAUCGAAAAAUCAAUUUAAAAUCAAGUUAGGAUGUAAGAUUCUGAAACAAGUUGAGAUUUUUACUGACAAAUUACGGAAAAUUUAAAUACAAUAAUUACAUACUACCUUCUAUUAAUUACUCAUGAUUACGUGACUCCAAAGUAUUUUAUAAAUACUAUGCCAAUACUACUCAUCUUUAUUGAAAAACUACAUGAGAUUACGUCUACUUAAUUCCGUAAAUUGGAUUCAAAUUUACUGUUUACCUCAAGUUAUGAUGUUCUACUGACGCCAAUUAGAACGAUGAUUUAAUUGAUUAAAGUGAUAGAGUUUUGAUGUAUUUGUUUAAAUCGUGCUCCGUUUGUUUUUAGGCAACCGUAUAGCAUCAUUCACUUACAAUCGACUGAUUGAUGAUUGAAUAGAGAACAAUAUUGUGUUUAUCUAAUCCUUUAGUCCUAAUUAAAUUCUACCAAUCAAUUUGUAAUCUGGUCAUUAGUCUGAGAUUUUAUGUAGGUGGAGGUAGUCAGCAGUAAACCUUUCUUGGCCUAAGUUUUGUACUAGCUAGCACUCACCUUCAGUCUUGGGAGUACUGAUGGUUCCUGUGGGAUUCGAACCCGUAUCACUCAGCCUCACUGUUUGUAAAGUCAUCGCUGAGCUAUUUGGGUUCCCAGUGAUGAUUUUAAAACUGUAGAAAGUAGAGCGAAUCAUAAUGUUGUUUACAGUGUUAUUUUUUUAUAUUUUAUGUUUCUAAAAACAAUUAGUCCACAAAUUUCACGUGUCGAUACUUUAUCAGAAUCAUGGGCAAAUAUGUGGAUGAAACUGGCAUCUAGUUGGUUAGCUUUAAUAUUGUAUGCAUGGACUAUAGCUUGUCCACGACUGUGUAUUGGUCGAAAACUUGGUGCAGUUCCGUUUACACCGCGUACACCACGUGCUAAAGUCUCACAAACUAUGCCAAUUGUUUAGUAUGUUUGUGUGGGAGAGAGAAAGAGUUUGGAAGCUGACCUAUCCAAUUUCUGUGUAGAGAUUAUUCUUCUCUAAACGAAAGAUUAUCUUCUGUGAUAUUUUUGGUGUUUUUUCUACCAACAUAUGUCAUGAAGUGAAUACAAUGAAAAGACAAAAUUAACAUUUACCUUUACAAGUAUUAUGACAUCAUAUAUGUAUCUCAAAGAUCGCAUUUUUCACAAAAUAUUGCAUAAGUUCUUUAUGCGUUUCCAUUGAGAAAGAUCCUUCUGUCAACAAUAUAUAUAGAACGACAUGAAACUCAUAUUUAAAAGUUUAUUGAUGGAAUAAUGUACCCUUUGCUUUGUUUAUAUUUAACUGUGUUUUAAAAAAGUUCACUUCACUUUGACGAAUUAUAAAUAAUAAUAAAAUCCAAACUAUAAUUGUUUGAAUCUUUUAAUACAAAUAAUAUAAAGAACAGAUCUAAUUCCAAUCUUUUGUAAGACAUUUUCAUUAAAGAAAAGUGGACGAACCUGAUUACAGUAGGGUUAAUUAUGAUGUCCGAUUCAUCAGAUAAUCCUCCCCGAAGUUCAUUAAAUUCAAAAGACUGUCUUGACUUACAAUAAUUAUAUAUGCCGUAUUUGUUGUUGGUCAAUAGGUUACUGGUCAGAUAGACGUAAAUUGAACUCGUAAUUAGUAAACUCUAUCAUCACAUGGGCAAUAUAAAGAAGUUCUCAUUCAUAAUAAGAUGUAUUUACACUUUGAUGACGACAUUAACUGAAAAUAUACAUUCGGUUUGUAGGUAUCAGUGUCAAGGUUGGACUUGGUAGUUUCAAAUAAAU
This is a messenger RNA of Schistosoma haematobium, 6450 nucleotides long. RefSeq names its product Serine incorporator 5, variant 3. Lineage: Eukaryota; Metazoa; Platyhelminthes; Trematoda; Strigeidida; Schistosomatidae. Bases 79 to 1260 code for a protein of 393 amino acids. Gene Ontology annotation, cellular component: membrane. The record is from RefSeq and is a predicted model, not a curated record. The transcript is spliced from 14 exons.